AUGAAUCAAUGCUCUUUGUUUAAAUGCACCAACGAAAGUAGACGCAUCUCAUAUCAUCUUUUAUCAGAUGGCUAUGGUGAUUGUUUAAAUGACGAAGAUGAGAAUGAAAUAAAUGUGUGUUCAGUUAAUCUUUCCUAUCGAUAUAAAUGUGAGCAUGGAACACGAUAUAUUCAUCAAACACUUAUCGAUGAUGGAAUUAUGCAUUAUUCGGAUGGAAGUGAUGAAAGUCGAGCGCAUCAUGGACGUGACGAACCCGGUUGCUUUUCAAAUGCUCUUUCACCGAUUCACUGUAAUCAAAGUGCACAUUUUUGCUUAAAUAUUGACAAUGGUUUUCAAUCAUGCUUACCUCGAUCAAAAACUAACGAUGGUACUAUUGAUUGCGUAGGAUCAACUGACGAAAGAUUGUUCUGUAUGAUGAAAUAUCCAUACGAUCACGCACGUCGAUAUCGAUGCCGCAAUUCUAAUCAAUGUAUUUCGCCUAUUCAAGUGUGUAGUUGUCAUCAAGAUUGUCCAGAAAACGAUGAUGAAACAAUUGCAUGCAUAGGGUUGAAUAAUGGACAAGAAUCAUUUUGGGAUGAAAAUACUUUUCGAUGUCGAGAUGGGAAUAUUUUCACAGGACUGCAUGUUCAUUCAACAGAUAAUCCACCUAGUUUCUUUCGUUUUUGUCCAGAUUAUUACUAUGAUGAUCGUUGUCAAUUUCAACGUAAACGACUGACUGCUGUUCUUUCAUUGCAACUGACAACUGAGAAUCAUGAGUCGAUUCAUUUUACUUAUUUUCAUCGUCCACAAUCCGGAAAACCUAAAUUUACGCAAUAUUUAGAUGAAAUCGAAUAUCUUCACAAUCUUGCUUUCAUCCAAUUAUAUGAAGAUCGUGUUCAAUCUCAUUAUUAUCUACUAUUGCUACUUAAAAAUUCGUCUUCCCCGUUGCGAGAGAUCACUAGUGAAGUUCGCCUAUCAAAUCUUUGCCGACCGAUUCGUGAAUUACUCAAUUCUACGGUAUUGACUCAGCCACCGUUACGUCGUAUUAAAAACUAUCAACAACCAUGCCUAAAACCGAUUGUUGGCGAGCCACUAAAAUGUUUUUAUGAUGAUAAAAUAAUGUAUUUUUGUGAUCAAACUCAUCAUUCCGAAUGUUUCAAUUUUGAAAUGGCAACAUUUGGAUGUUCAUCAAACAAAUGCCACAGCCGUGAAAUAUGCGUACAGAACCAUGAUGUAUGCCCAACAAAUUCGAUGUGUCUUUGUGAACCGUGUAGUUAUGGAUAUAUUUGUCAAUUCUCAGCAGUUGGCUAUACUCUAUCAUUCAAUGCUAUCAUUGAUCCACAUAUGCGUUCAAUAAACAACAGUGAUUCAGGUUACUUUUGCUAUUAUUACUAUUGUUGUCAUAGUCGUAUUGAACAGCAAAAUUUUAGCUGUUCGCUUAUCGAAUUUUUACUCAAAUGGUCAUCGACAACUUGCGAACGGCUCAAUGCAUGUGUAAGCAUUGAACGUGCGCCAACUGUCAUCUAUCAAACUCAUUUUUCUCUUUCAAAAAGUAAACAUCAAGCCAAAUGUAUUGUUACCGGUGUGAUCUUAUUUACUACUUUCGUUUAUUCAACAGAAUUAAUAUUUCGUCGAACGGUGAUUGAUAAAGAAAAUCAACGGACAUGGUGUGUUCUCACUCUGAAUUCUGACCGAAGAAUACUUUCCAUAUUUUAUUCGGCAUCGAAUAUUAUGUUGUUGGUUUCACCAUUGGUGAUCAACUUGGCAAGUAGUAGUAGUAUUAUUCUAGGCACACUUCAAUCAAAACAAUAUUUAAUGGGCAAACACUAA
This is a messenger RNA of Rotaria socialis, 1809 nucleotides long. The record is from the annotation of a GenBank genome assembly. Lineage: Eukaryota; Metazoa; Rotifera; Eurotatoria; Philodinida; Philodinidae.